UUAAUUCUGCCAAACAAAUUUCAUUCAAAACCUUCUUAGCAUACCUCUCCUCUUCCUUCCAUGGAUAACUCUGUAGCUCCAAUGGUGAUUACUGAUGAUGGUCUUCAAGAGACCGCCAUCUCCUCCAAGACAAAUCCCUCCAAAGGUCGAUGGAGAGCUGCCAUUUUCAUCAUCUUUGUUGAAAUGGCGGAGAGGUUUGCUUACUACGGGGUGGCCGGAAACCUCUUCACCUACCUCACCAAUGUCCUCGGUGAGCACACCGCCACCGCCGCCAAAAAUGUAAACACCUGGGUCGGCGUCUCCGCCAUCUUCCCGUUGCUCGGAGGCUUUAUCGCUGAUUCCUACCUUGGUCGCUUCAAGACCAUUAUAGCAUCCUCUGUUAUUUACCUCGCCGGACUACUCUUGAUGACUUUGUCGGUAUCAGUGCAAUCACUCCGACAUCACCGCGCAGUGUUUUUCACGGCGCUGUACAUACUAUCCAUAGGAGAAGGAGGGCACAAACCAUGCGUGCAGACCUUUGCAGCCGACCAAUUCGAUGAAGACACCGUGGAGGAGAAGAAGGACAAGAGCUCCUUCUUCAAUUGGUGGUACGUGGGGAUAGUGGUCGGCUCCACCACCGCCAUCCUCGUGGUGAUUUAUGUGCAGGACAAUGUGGGGUGGGGGCUCGGCUUUGGAAUGCUGGCGGCGGCCGUAGCAGCCGCUCUGCUAUUAUUCCUAAUUGGAAUUAGAAGUUACCGGCGCCAGCGCCCAGUGGGCAGCCCUCUGACUAGGGUGAUGCAAGUGUUGGUGGCCACCGCCAGGAAGCUGCGCGUGAACGAGACGCGCUAUGGUCGAGGUGUUUGUUUGGAGGAUGAGGGCGAUGGUGGGGUGGAGGAGGGUGGCAGGCGAGGCAGGAGUUUGGCUCCUACAAAUCAAUUCAGAUUUUUGGAUAAGGCAACCAUCAUUGACGAUAUUGAUGCCUCAACCAAGGUGAGAAACCAUUGGAGGCUAUGCCCAGCGACCCAAGUGGAGGAAGUGAAGCUUCUCUUCAGCCUGUUUCCUAUUUGGUUGAGUUGCUUGACAUUUGCCACUGUGAUAGCACAAAUGAGCACCUACUUCACCAAGCAAGGCAGCACUCUGGAGAGAUCAAUUGGCUCCCACUUCUCCAUACCCCCAGCUUCACUUCAAGUCUGCACUGGCCUCACUAUCCUUGUUUCCGUCGGACUAUAUGAUCGGGUCCUUGUCCCGGUUGCUAGAAAAUUCACUGGACUCCCCUCUGGUAUAACAAUGCUCCAGAGGAUAGGCACUGGAAUAUUCUUUUCCAUGCUUACCAUGGUUGUAGCAGCUCUUGUAGAGACCAAAAGGAUCAGCGUUGCCAUAGACCAUGGCCUCACGGAUUCUCCCAGAACAACUCUCCCCAUGAAAAUAUGGUGGUUGCUCCCACAAUACAUGCUGACUGGAAUGUGUGAUGUGUUCACCAUUGUUGGGAUGCAGGAGCUUUUCUACGACCAAAUGCCUGAAGAGAUGAGAAGCAUUGGAGCUGCCUUGUACAUCAGCACAGUGGGCGUGGGGAGCCUCAUGAGCAGUGCAGCUAUAUCAAUUGUGCAGGCUAUAACAUCAAGAGCUGGAGGCAAAUGGCUGGGAGAUAAUCUGAAUCGUGCCCACCUCAAUUACUUCUACUCGGUGUUGGCAGGAUGUAGUGCUUUGAAUUUGAUUGUUUACAUCUGGGUUGCUAAGCGCUUUGUGUACAAAAAAACUGGAUGUGAUGAUCCGAAAGGAGAACAGAAAAAGGCAGCAGAGCCUGCAUAGGUACUUUGAUCAUGAGAAGAGAUUGACUAAAAUGGAGGUUUAUGCUUGAGAAGUCUUUGCAGAUGUAGAAGUAAUAAUUUGAGUCUCACGUUCUCAUUCUGUAUGUGAAUAUAUAAUAUCACUCAAUUCAUGGGGACUUGAGUCAUACCCUUAAUGCAAUCAUGUAUUCCUGUUGGUGAUCCAAUCAAAAUCUUGAUCAGGUUAGAAAAUAUUAUGUGGACUUGGAUACAUGGGCCAGGACUAUCAAA
Molecule: messenger RNA, 2036 nt
Organism: Vitis riparia (riverbank grape)
Lineage: Eukaryota; Viridiplantae; Streptophyta; Magnoliopsida; Vitales; Vitaceae
Product: protein NRT1/ PTR FAMILY 5.4-like
Exons: 4
Coding region: 61-1788 (575 amino acids)
Biological process (GO): dipeptide transport; transmembrane transport
Cellular component (GO): membrane
Molecular function (GO): tripeptide transmembrane transporter activity; dipeptide transmembrane transporter activity
Source: RefSeq, a predicted model, not a curated record